Dreissena polymorpha is the source of this 1254-nucleotide messenger RNA. RefSeq lists its product as uncharacterized. Bases 1 to 1143 code for a protein of 380 amino acids. The record is from RefSeq and is a predicted model, not a curated record. The transcript has 3 exons. NCBI's taxonomy places the organism in Eukaryota, Metazoa, Mollusca, Bivalvia, Myida, Dreissenidae.
AUGUUUCAGUACCUUGAGCUUAUGUGUAAGACGGUUCAGAAACAACAGUCGACGUUCGAGCCAGUGCCGGGUGUACAGCAACCAGUCAAGUCUCUACGGCCCACGGUUUCCGGUGGGUAUCGCAUCCAAGUCCACUCAGUGACAACCAAAGUGUCUCCGGUGGGUGACCAGUCCGUGGUACAGCUAUCCGUACGGUUUACCACAGUGGAAACGCACCAGGUUAUCUGGGCGUACAAUGUGCUCGGACACAUGGUCCCCGUGCAAGCUGGGGACCCCUACUCUUCAGUCCAUACAGAACAUGAUAUUGAUCUAAUAACCACAGACCUGUAUAUGAAAACUGAGGACUUUGGGCAAAUGGAACUUCUUUACCUCAAAAUACUUUCCGAAUUUUCGGAAGUCACAAUCUUAUUCAAAACAGACGGCCCUCUGAAGGAAGGAAAACUAAAUCUGUCACCUGUAAAACUUUGGAACGAGGAACCAUCACCAGAAGUGCUCCUAUGGAACCCAAAGGAAAAUGGAACCGUAACGACAUACCUUGACACCAACGCCAAUAAACUAACGACAUUCGUGAAUUUCAUUGGCAUCAACUCGUCCGAGCAACCAAACAAGUUACUUGACCUCCAUAGUGGCGAUCAUCGAAUAUCAAGCAUCGUGAUCAAUACAACGCGAGGGUUUGUGUGGUCAGUAGGUCUGGAUAAUUCGCUAGUGGACCUUGGGGGGAUGAUAACACUACGCGUUGUUGAGCAACUUCAUCACGGACCAGUCCUUCAGAUUCACGUCGGAAAGACUCUUUACAUAAUUCCUGACAAGCUUGGCAGUGUAAGAGCUCCUUUUGAGACCAACAGUUUAGCGCUGUUAUCUUUAUACAAGCAAACAGGACAGUCAAUAGUGACCAAGGCGCCCAUUGGAGCGAUUUGGUGCUACGCUUUUGGUAACCCUCCACCACAGACGUCUAUUCUGCGAUUUAAUCGCACCGGUAAUGUGGAAAAGUUAAAAGGGCUUGUGUAUAACAUUGGCCAGUAUGACAGUGCCCAAGUGGUCAUUAUUUCUAACGUAACGCGGGCAGACAGCAUUCAAUACAUGUGCGAGGCGAGGUCAGGAAUGAAUAUUGUAUCCGAACCGGUGUAUGUCCGAAUAAGCUGAUAGUUGAUAUUUGUUUUAUAUAGCUUGAACUUUUUUUCCCUCACACAAAUUUAAACUGUUUAACGUUAAAUAAGAAACGACGAGAACAGAUGCUUUAUUUCGGUAAUUCAU